Molecule: messenger RNA, 273 nt
Organism: Adineta steineri
Lineage: Eukaryota; Metazoa; Rotifera; Eurotatoria; Adinetida; Adinetidae
Source: the annotation of a GenBank genome assembly
AUGUACGGUGGACAUCAUCAUCAUCAUGGAGGUUUCGGCGGUGGAGGUUUUGGUGGUGGUGGUAUGGGUGGAGGUUAUGGCGAUCCAUACGGAGGUAUGGGUGGUGGUUACGGUGGUGGCAUGGGCGGUAUGGGUGGAGGUUUUGGAGAUCCAUACGGAGGUAUGGGUGGUGGAUACGGUGGUGGUAUGAAUGGUGGCAUGGGUGGUAUGGGUAUGGGUGGUUAUGGUGGUAUGGGUGGUGGUUAUGGAUCUCCUUAUGGAUAUGGUUAUUAG